AUGUUUUUAUUGGAUUGGUUUUAUGGAGUGUUAGCAUCGUUGGGAUUGCAUCAAAAGGAGGCCAAGAUUUUGUUUUUGGGUCUCGAUAAUUCCGGCAAAACUACGUUGCUUUACAUGUUGAAAGAUGAGAGGCUGAUGCAGCACCAACCAACUCAACAUCCAACUUCAGAGGAGCUGAGCAUUGGGAAGAUAAAAUUCAAAGCUUUCGACUUGGGCGGCCAUCGGAUUGCUCGAAGAGUCUGGAAGGAUUACUAUGCAAAGGUUGACGCUGUGGUCUACCUAGUCGAUGCCAAUGAUAGGGAGCGGUUCGCUGAGUCGAAGAGGGAGCUCGACGCCCUUUUAUCAGACGAGACGCUGGCAAAAGCCCCCUUCCUUGUCCUGGGGAACAAGAUUGACCUAGCGUAUGCUGCCUCAGAGGAUGAGCUGCGCUAUCGCAUAGGCCUCUACACCACUGGUAAAGGUAGGGUUAGCUUUGAUGACAGCAACAUUCGACCGCUUGAGGUUUUUAUGUGCAGCGUUGUGCGUAGAAUGGGAUAUGGCGACGGUUUUAGAUGGCUGUCUCAGUACAUCAAGUGAGUGUGAGUGUGAGUGUGAGUGUGAGUAUGAGUACUGGUUGUUUGUUCUCUUAUUAACAAUAUAGUUUUGGAAUAGAUGUGGUUUUUACAUUUUCUA
Salvia hispanica is the source of this 672-nucleotide messenger RNA. RefSeq names its product small COPII coat GTPase SAR1A-like. NCBI's taxonomy places the organism in Eukaryota, Viridiplantae, Streptophyta, Magnoliopsida, Lamiales, Lamiaceae. Gene Ontology annotation, molecular function: GTP binding; GTPase activity. Gene Ontology annotation, biological process: intracellular protein transport. The record is from RefSeq and is a predicted model, not a curated record.